AUGAAGGUUGUGAUUGUCGGUGCAGGCCUAGGUGGACUGGCUUGCGCAAUUGCUUGCCGCCGCGAGGGUAUUGACGUGGAGGUUCUUGAACGCUCCCCGAAGAUCCACGAAGUUGGAGCAGGUAUUCAAGUGCCACCUAAUGGAACCAGAAUAAUGCGCGAUUUUGGGCUGCUGCCCCAGCUGCUCGAGAAAGGAGUUCAAGUCCAAGAAGUGAACUUUCGAAGAUACAAGGACGGUCGCUUACUGCGAAGGAUGCCAUUCGGAGAUGAUAUCACCGAGCAAUUCGGGGCACCGUGGGUUGUUAUCCACCGGGUCGACUAUCACUGUAUUCUUCAUGAUGAAGCAAUUCGUCUUGGUGCAGUCAUCCGGCUAGGAGCAGAGGUCACUGAUAUCUCUACCGAUGAGCCAGCAGCUCUUCUUGCCGAUGGGACAAAGGUAGUGGCAGAUGUUAUUAUUGGAGCUGACGGUCAAAUGUCUUCGGUCAGAACGGCCGUACUUGGGGCCUCUGUUUCUUCGAACCCCACGGGUGACAUGGCCUACCGAGCAACUUUCUCUAGGGAGCAGCUCGAGGCGCUGGGCGAUGACGAUGUCAAUGAACUAUGCAAGAGGAUCGCCGUGACUAGCUGGUUGGGACCAGAUAAGCAUACUAUAUUCUACCCUGUCCGUGGCGGGAAGGAGUUCAACCUUGUCCUGCUUCGACCAGAUAAUUUAUCAUCGGACGCCCGCAAGGAACAAGGCGAUAUUGAUGAAAUGCGUGAGAGCUAUAUUGGUUGGGAUGAGACCUUGCAGAAGAUUAUCUCAUGUGUGCCGUCGGUUUAUAAAUGGAAGCUGACCCAUCUUCCUGAACUUGAAUCAUGGACAAAGAACUCCGUUGCGCUUCUCGGCGAUGCAUGCCAUCCCACUCUGCCUUAUCAAGCGCAAGGGGCUGCGAUGGCGGUCGAGGAUGGAGCUGUUAUUGGCAAGCUUCUCGGCUCCUUACAGGCCCAGGUAUUGGAGCCAGACAGCUCUGGAAAUGAGCCUUCACGAUUAGCAGCAUCCUCGGCACAAAAUCUUACCACUGAAGUGCUGGCUCUCUAUGAGAAGAGUCGAAAAACACGCACCACGCGAAACAUUCAAGGGGCAGUCAAGAACCGAAAGCUCUUUCACAUGCCGGAUGGAUUCCUUCAAAAGAUACGAGACUUUGUAUUAGGAUUUGCUGGAGUGACUCGGAAAAGCGACUGGACAUAUAUAUCCUCAUCCAAGCAGAGUGAUACUCUUGGCUUGGACGUGCUGGAAGACUGUGGAAAAGCUUUUGAGGAUUGGAAAGUGUCUAUCGAGCUGGAAAAAUGA
This is a messenger RNA of Penicillium daleae, 1329 nucleotides long. RefSeq names its product putative salicylate hydroxylase. The coding region runs from base 1 to 1329 and encodes 442 amino acids. Gene Ontology annotation, biological process: secondary metabolite biosynthetic process. Gene Ontology annotation, molecular function: FAD binding; monooxygenase activity. NCBI's taxonomy places the organism in Eukaryota, Fungi, Ascomycota, Eurotiomycetes, Eurotiales, Aspergillaceae. The record is from RefSeq and is a predicted model, not a curated record. The transcript is spliced from 5 exons.